AAAUGAGCAAGCUAUAUUCAUCUUUAAGGUGCAGUCAGAUGCGGAAUAUAUGAAAACCAUCGUUCUUAAUCAGCAACAGGUGGAGCCUGAUACCCCGACUUCUCCAAACUGAGCUGCCGGCGAAGCAGACGGACAAGAUAGGACUGGGACCAGCAGUCGGUGGCACAGAUCUGGGACGCAGUAGAUCGGGGAGGGACGAUACAGGGGAAGAAGAAGAAGAAGAAGGAGGAUUUUGGGGAGCGUUUCGUUCGGCUGAUUCAUUUUUACGAAGCGGCCACACACGACAGAGCCUCAAACAAGAUGAAUUCUUUCAUCCUACUGUCGCUUUUUGCCACGAUUGUCGCUGGAAAGUCACCUCGGCUGAAAUUUGUUGUGCACGAACCUUCCAGGUUCCACUUCAACAAACCUGAGAACUACAUCAGCAUGUACCACCAGGAAGGGAGCGACACGCUAUAUGUGGGCGGCCAGGCAAUGAUCUACAUAGUGCAAUUCACCAACAGAGGGGUCCGUGACCUGCAGAUCCCAGCGGCAUCUGAUCAGACUGCAAUUGAUACCUGCAAGGCAAAGGCUGCACCACUCGAGCUGGAAUGUGAUAAUUUCAUCACAGUCAUUCAGAAAGUAAAUGACACAUUCAUAGUAUGUGGGACCAACGCUGGAAGCCCCAGAUGCUGGAUGCUGGUAAAUGACACUGUGCUGACUGACGUCCAGGGCAAUGGGCAGAUCGCAUCGGCCUCCGACAUCUCACCGCCCUACCCUUCCCAGAGGUCCAUCAGCUUGCCUACAGAUGGGAGUCUGUAUUCCGCUAUGUCGUCGGUGGGAGGUCAUGCCGGCUCGAUCCGUCGUACAUUUGGCUCCCAGAAACUCCUGAAGACCGAGAACGUUUGGCUGCUGAAUCCGCAGUUUGCCGGUGCGGCCAUAAUCCCGUCUUCGCUAAAGUUCAAGGAGGAGAUCUACUUCUUCUUCAGCGAAAUCAACAAGACAGCCAGAGUGGACGAGGAGCCUUACAGAGCCCGCAUCGGUCGAAUCUGCACGGUGGAUGAAGGGGGCAUUAAAGCCCUGCUGGCGGACUCAUGGACCACCUUCAUGAAGGCUCGGGUGAUGUGCGGCGCAGGAAACACUCAGCAGCAGUACAACAACAUGAAGCAGGCGGUGGUGCUGACAGCUCAGGACAAGAGAGCCGGGGUCAUGUACGGCCUGUUUUCCAACGCAUGGGGCAGAACAGUGAUCUGUGCCUACUCCAUCGAAGAUAUUGACCAAGCCUUCUCCACAUCUAAACUGAAGGGCUACAGCAGUCCGUUCAUUGGCAGUCGCCCUGGGAUGUGUGUCCGUAAAAACUCGACGGCAGGAGGUCACAAUGACAUCAAAAACCUUGGGGUGAUCAGAUACCACCCAGAAAUUGAGGAUGUGAUCCGACCCGUCGGUGUGGCUCCGCUCGACCUCCCCACAGACGACCAAAUCACACACACUGUGGCAGACAUCGUCCUGGCCGUCAACGACGAGCACUACAGCGUCCUGUACCUCGGAACAGAGCAAGGAAAAGUUCUCAAAGUUCUUCACACCAGCGAGGGAGUCUUCAUCAUAUCUCAGUACUCGAUGUUUCACAAUGAGGGUCCUGUUCUAAACAUGGCUAUCGACUCCCAAAAGGGACACCUGUAUGUUGCUACAGCGAUGGAGGUCCAGCGACUGCCCCUGGCUGACUGCGGUCGCUAUGGCGACACAUGCAGGGAGUGCAUCCUUUCUCGGGAUCCGUAUUGCGGCUGGGACAGGGCCAGGAGGAAGUGCAUUGCCAUCCCGCCUGGAUACAACGUCACGACUGGGGCACUCAUUCAGAAUCUGGACCAUUCAAACUCCUCAGUUUGCGGGGAAGCUGCUGCGCUGAAGCUGCGUCGAACUUCCCCCAGAGAGGUGAUGGUGCAGUCCAACACCUCCAUCUUUCUCCCCUGCCCGGUGCACUCCUUCCACGCCACCUACCGCUGGGAGAAAGACAACUGCGCCAAGAACUACCCGUGCCUCUUCUCCGGGGACUUCUGCGUCCUGGGGCCGGUCGUUGACACGCCUCUCAAGGAAGGCGUUUUCCGCUGCAUGGCCACCGAGGACGGAUUCAAGGUGGAGGUUAUCUCUUUUAGGCUGGUGAACGACGGCAGGCUCUUGGCCGCCUCCCUGGCCUCCACCUUGGGGCCGUCGCUCCUGCUCGCUGUGGCUACCCUGUGGCUUCAUUAACUGCAGCUAACGCUAAUGCUAACCCCUCAUCCUUACUGGCUCCCAAUGACAAGGAGCGGCUGUUAGGAGGUUAGGUUCGCAGAGCAUUGAAGUACAUGGUUGGGUUGUAUGGUGUAAAUUCACCUUAUUCCAUAUUAAUUUUUAGAAGAAAAACUCCAGAAAACAUCAGAAUGAGUGAUUAAAUUCAUUGUUUUUUUUAGCAUAAAACAACACAUCUGCAGCUGCAGCUUUCUUAAAUGAGAACAAAACUGGAAAAAACAUACAUUAACAUUCAAAACUAAAGUGACUAGGAGUUACUGUCCAUGAAUUGACAUGUCUUGCAAGUUCAAACUAGAUUCAACCAUGAUGAGGUGCUUUGCGAACCUUUCUUCUCUGACUCAGAAAGAUAUACAUAUCCUAUGAGUUGGGCAAAAAAAACAAAAAAACACCAAUACCAGGCCAAUUCUUUUUACCAUUUCUUUACUUAUUUUGACUUAAUUGUGCUUAUUUGUGAAUAUGUAAACCUUUAAUACCGCUCUUACAUCCUAUCAUUCAUCUUGUUAAACAUUGGUAUAGCUCAUUAGUACUUAGAAAAAAAUGUCUGGUAUUGAAAUUUAAAAAGCCUUAACACUUCUGGGACAUAAACUCCUAAGCACAAUUUUGCAGUCAAGGCAGAAUACUGCAGACUCGGUUGGACUUGGCGCUAUAAUUAGUGCAGCUGAGUCUAACAACAUCACAGGGAGGAAGUGUCAGCUUUUUGACAGGAAGUAGGUGGGUGGGCAAGAGCUCAUUCUCGAACAUCACUGUGUCUCAGCACCUCCUCCUCAGACGAGGCAGUUUCUUGCAUCUUUUUAUCAGAUGGUAUCAGACAUCAUUAUUACGCCUUGUUCACAGCUUUGUCCAUUGUUUUUCUUUAUACAUGCAAUCGUCCUUUCAUCCUCCCAAGAGAAUCAGGAUGUGAAAAACAUAACAUCGCCUACAACUCCUUUGGAAAAAAAAAGUUACUUAAAGUUAGCUGCAUGCAUCAAACCGCCCUCAGAAUCUUUGAACAGCAAACUCAUGAAAUAAUUAACUUCUUCUGUAUCAACCACUGCGGAAAUUUUAAUUCUGGAUGUUUUCUAUUGGGUAAUUUACUAUGGAGAGAUGAUGGUUGCAAGUUUUGUCAAACAGCUGUGAUCUUCUUGCUAAUUCUGUGUAUAUUAGUGCAAAAAUCCCAAGUGUCCAUCAGUUUUUUUCGGAAACAGAGAGCGAACAGCGACAACGGGAGAGGAGCUGCAAAUGACAUUCAAUUUCUGUCAAACCGACAAUGCGUAAAGAUGUGAACAAGGUGUUAACGCUAUAGCAAUUUCAGUGAACACAUACUUACAUUACAGUAUCAUAAGGGCAGAUGGAGCUAAAUGGAAAUGCAUAGUAGAGUUACAUUUCAUAGUUUGCCAGGAGAAAAAAAAAAAAGGCUUUUACUUAGAUCUGUGAAGUAUGUUCUGUAUUUUAUUGCUCUGCUGAUGCUGAUUUUUACCAUUGCUGCCUAUGUAUGUGACAAUUUGUCUUGAUGGUUUGGGUUUUUAUGCCAUUGUUAAGAAUGUGAUAUGUAACCAUUGACUGCUUUGCCUCUUUCCCCAGGGACAUCAGUGCAAAUAGACAAGAAAAUGGUUAUUUUUUUCCGAUCUUGUAUCUCUAUACUGUGAAACAAAAGGCUUGACAGAUUCCAACAAGAUGCUUCACUGAUGUACAGCAGCAACCACAACCAGAGGCGAGAACAGUGGCUUUCUUAGGAUCAUGCUACGAACACGUCUGCGACAACGACCUUUAAACGUUCCCCCGACGACACGAAACGUAUUAAUACUCAGAAGGUAGAUUAAAAGCUGAAUGUAAAAAGAAACAAAAGUCGUGAAUGUAGCUGCAGUUCAACAGCACUGAAAAUGCCAAAAGCACGCCGAUCCUCAUGAAUACUGAUCAGCUGACUGAAGUAGGCUUGUGUGGUGAUGAAUUAUGCAGCGGAUUAGCAUGUUCUCCAGAGCUCUGAUAAUUAUCAUUCAGUAAUGUUACAUAAAUCUGGCUGUGCUGAGCCCUCCACAGCGGCAGAAAUGUCAUUAAUAACUAAUUAGACAAUGGAGCUGGUUCGUCAUGCACUGUAUUAAAGAAUUCACACUGUCAGGGAUAAGAGCAGCGGGCUUGUUCUCAGCUGUGAAAAAGCUCAAAGCAGUGCCAUAUUUUCUCACUCAGCUUGGUUGUGUGUUGCUGCUCGGGGGAUCUGCUCGCUUGCUGCAUUGCACUGAUGCGGGCUACUGACUGUGCCAAAAAAAAUGGAAAAAAAAAAUCACAAAAACAAAGCUAUGUUGAGCCACCUUUAUCUGGCGUUUAAAUGUUUCUUCUUAUGUUCGUUCGCUUUUUACCUCGCAUUAUAUUUUUUGUACCAGACAAACCCUGAGCAUGUGUGUACACCGUCGGUCUUCCCACAACUCAAACUCACAAACACAAACCUACUGCAGGUCUAAACAUGCAUACUAAUCAUCUUUGUGUCUCUGUGUCGCCACCAGGGUGGGAAAUUAACACCAGUCACCAGCCAAGCGUUUAGUAGAGGCUGUUAAAGUCCAUGCUGCCAGACAUUGUGACAGAAAGCUAUUUAACAUACGGUACAAAGGCGCGCUCAGAGGCAUUUUCUUGUGUAACGUCCUGUAUAGCUAUAAAUGCUGUGUAAGUGUCGUUGUGGUUUGACUCAGAAAGCUGUGAUCACAAGCCAGUAUGGGAUGCUAGUGUCAUCCAAUGCUAAUUAGGCAAAAAAAUGCAUUAGCCAGUGUUACUAUUAGUUUUAAUCCUGUUACUAAUAGCUUCUUAACUGUGUCCCAAUUCCAUACUAUAUGCUAAUAGACUGUCUGUCUACAGUUUCCUAACAAGUGACCUCAUUGCUGUGGAAAUAAUACCUGCUUUCUAUAGGUCUCGGUGGAUGGUGUACAAAGCGUGUGACCUUUAGAUGGGAGACCACGAUUCACCUAUGCUACCAUGAAUGUUGGUUUCUUUUAACCAGCGACCAUGAUGUUUCACAUAGCUGAAUAGUUUUAAUCGCCUAAACCUACCUUGGCCAUGGAGAUGGCAGAUCAGAAAAUGGCCGAGAGGCAUUUUAGUCUACUUUAUAAUUCAUAUGAAUGUCAAAAUAUUAGAAACACCUCUAAGUAUACAACCCAAUACAGCUAAACAGCACCACAAACCACAGCCUCCAAAAUGACCAUAAAAUAAACAACUUUCUGAAACAGAGACAAUAAAAACUGAACAUUACCUUCAUGAAAGUAGGAUUUAAUGCAGGGCUGUAGUAUAACACUGCAUUAGUCUUAUUUAGGGUGUAACCUAAUAAACUGGCAAGUUAGUGCAAGAGCAUUAUGACAUUAAAUGUAUUCACAAUGCUAGCAUUUAUGGCGGUUGAGAACACAAGAAAGUACAAAUAAUGCAAUGCAACAAUGGAAGCUAAUGUCAAAUUUGUCAAAUACAUUUAGAUGUAUUCAUUAGUACAUCACAAAAACAAGUGAGGUACACACCAACCCACAGUAAAUCAUGGAAAAGCCUUUCAAGAAUAAGUGCCGCUACUUAUUUUUAAGGAUUACUUCCGUCACUGGAGGCGGUGAUGGAAGUUGCUCCUCCUCUCAGCUGUUACAUCAUAAACACAUUAUAGGUCAUUAUGCUAUAGUGUGAAUUUGGGACAAAGGGUUUGUUUUUUCUCGUCAGGACAGGAUGACGUGUCACAGAGUGUUUAACAUGGUUACUGAGUCGUUGCUGUGCAGAGCUGAUUGUAUUUUACCCUCUCAUGAGGAGCAGCACUGGUCCUCAGGCAGGUGGAAACACGCCUCCAUCAUUCAGCACUUUACCCAAUCGUCAUCUUCAGCUCGACAGGGCUUUGCUUUAAUAUCCGCUCUUUUUCCGGCUAAGAUUUAUAGCAUUUACCAACACGUGCUGUAAUCAAACCACAUCUCCGCUCUGUUCAAGUCCUUGCUUUGAUAUGGAUAUUCACAUGGCUGCUAUAUCAAAAUUCAGUUAUCGCUCAUGCACUUACAUCAGCUACCAUCAGCCAGUCUGAUAAAAGCUAAUCUCCUUCAAAGCAAGCUCUUGAUUUGCCUUCAGGAAACCAUUUUGGCGGAUCACGUUGUCUGCUGUAAAUGAAUCAGCGUCGAGUGAAGCAGGUCGCUGUUUUGUUUGCUCUGGGGUUUUGAGUGUCAAGUACUGUACAUGAUGUGUGCCCACAAUUCUGUGUCUUGAUAUAUCUAAUUUUAAAAGUAACAUGCCAAACUCUUAUUAUUAUUAAAAAAAAAGAGAUUUAUAUUGGUGCCAUGCCAGUCUAAUGCCAUCUCAUAACAUGUAUUUUUAAAUAACAAAUAUCUAUAGUGCAAUAGAUAUUCAUGUAACAAAUCCAUAUUGACAUGUGUUUCCCUGAACAUGUGCGGUGAAAAUUAAUAAAAUAUAAAUA
Molecule: messenger RNA, 6652 nt
Organism: Thunnus maccoyii (southern bluefin tuna)
Lineage: Eukaryota; Metazoa; Chordata; Actinopteri; Scombriformes; Scombridae
Exons: 15
Coding region: 301-2220 (639 amino acids)
Biological process (GO): axon guidance; negative regulation of axon extension involved in axon guidance; positive regulation of cell migration
Molecular function (GO): semaphorin receptor binding; chemorepellent activity
Source: RefSeq, a predicted model, not a curated record